This is a messenger RNA of Dibothriocephalus latus, 855 nucleotides long. NCBI's taxonomy places the organism in Eukaryota, Metazoa, Platyhelminthes, Cestoda, Diphyllobothriidea, Diphyllobothriidae. The record is from the annotation of a GenBank genome assembly.
GUUAAAAUGUUGGACGAAUAUGAACUGGUGCUGGUUCUCAUUGGCUUUCUGAUGGCCUUCUUAUUAGCCUUUGGAAUUGGAGCAAAUGAUGUUGCAAACACGUUUGGUACAAGUGUUGGAGCCAAAGUUUUGACGCUGCGGGCGGCAUGUACGCUUGCUUCAAUUUGCGAACUGGCCGGGUCUAUUCUUCUUGGCGGCCACGUAUCGAAAACUAUAAAGGCCGGUAUAGUUGAUAUAAGUCGAUUCAACAACAGUGUGGAUGGUGCAACGCUUCUUAUGCAAGGUCAAGUAUCUUCGCUUGCAGGUGCAUGCAUCUGGAUGCUUAUUGCGACAUUUUUUCGCCUACCUGUGUCCGGAACACAUAGCAUCGUUGGAGCGACGGCGGGAUUCGGUCUGGUUCAGUUUGGGCUGCAAGGCAUCAAAUGGAUGGGCCUUCUGAAAAUAGUCCUUUCCUGGUUUAUCUCUCCUAUCCUCAGUGGUGCCGUGUCAUUUUUUAUCUUCUUCUUCAUCAAGCAGUUCGUUUUAUCAAAGGAAAGGCCACUGGAACCGGCACUGCGGUCCUUGCCGUUCAUCUUUGCCUGUACCAUCAUUGUGAACGUAUUUUCUGUCUUAUUCGGUGGAAUUCCUAGGUAUGUGGAGCUGCUUAAGCAGCGGGAACUUGACGGCUGGAAUGGAACCUCAGACUUUGAUCAGCCAUCGCGGUUCCAGUCUUUCUUUAAAAAUGCAUACAACGGGUUUCUCGACUUCGUACAUUGUCGUGUCUGUCACAAAGGUCAAACAUUGGACACAGAAAGCGGAUUACAUGGAUCGACAUCCGGUGAGUGUUUUAUUUGUUGGAUAAGGUAUUUUGGUUAA